This is a messenger RNA of Aureococcus anophagefferens, 339 nucleotides long. RefSeq lists its product as hypothetical. The annotation marks the transcript as partial. The transcript has a single exon. Gene Ontology annotation, biological process: regulation of DNA-templated transcription. Gene Ontology annotation, molecular function: DNA-binding transcription factor activity, RNA polymerase II-specific; RNA polymerase II cis-regulatory region sequence-specific DNA binding. NCBI's taxonomy places the organism in Eukaryota, Pelagophyceae, Pelagomonadales, Pelagomonadaceae. Gene Ontology annotation, cellular component: nucleus. The record is from RefSeq and is a predicted model, not a curated record.
CCGUGGCUUCCCCUCGAGGACGACCGCGUCCGGCGACUCGUCGAGGCCCGCGGACCGAAAGAAUGGCCGAAGCUCGCCGUCGCGUUCAACGAGACGCUGGACGAGAAGGACCAGCGCACAUCCAAGCAUAUCCGCGAUCGCUGGACCAACCACCUCGACCCGAACGUCAACCGGGACCCCUUCACCGUCGCCGAGAUCGAGAUCAUCCGCGGCGCGCAGCGCCGAAUGCCCAACGAGUGGACCAAGAUCGCGGCGCUGCUCCCCGGGCGCACGGACACCCAGGUCACCAACUUCUGGACCAACACGAUCAAAAAGCUGGCCCGACGCGCGCUUAAGUAG